AUGACCUGUACUUUGAGCCAUUGGGGCAGCAUGGUCUGCGACGAUUUACUUGAGCCCAGGUUUAAUGGCAUUCUCAAUUUGUACGGGUUUACAGAGCAGGUUCCGCAUUCGCUGUCAUUUCUGUCUCCUCUUUUCAACUCCUCGUUUGUAUCGCCCCGUGCUCUCUCCUGGCGACAUGGCAAUACUCCCAUAUUCCGGCUUUGUGGUCUGACUGCCUUCUUCUUAACUGGUGCUGUGUCCUCUGUUGCCCGCUUUUUCGCGAUUGACACCGGGGCUACAGCCAUCACCACACCAGCAUUUUGGUUUAACCAAGCUAGAGGCACUUGGUCACGGUCACUUAGAUACGAGACGAGCCUCAUGUGUGUGCCCAUUUCCACGAGCACAGCAGCCACAUGGGCAAGGACACAAAUUCCCGGGCACACUCGCCAGCGUUACGACGCUGUCGUCAUCCCGGUUUCCACCAUUGCCCCAAGCCCCGUGUACGUAACCACUUUACUUACUCAUCUAUGCCCAUUUGUAUACUCAGGCCAUAGAAUUCUUACUGUUCCCAGCCCAAUUUGCCCAAACGACAGGGCGAGCCCUGGCGCCCCUUCCGAAGCGAACUUCGCAUACUACCGCCAUGACGAAUGUGGCUGCAUUGAAUUAAAGUUUGUCUUCAAAAAGAUUGUAUAG
This is a messenger RNA of Protopolystoma xenopodis, 672 nucleotides long. Lineage: Eukaryota; Metazoa; Platyhelminthes; Monogenea; Polystomatidea; Polystomatidae. The record is from the annotation of a GenBank genome assembly.